AUGGACCAAGACAGAGGUGUGCCCGAUAUCCCUGGGGAUUUGGUAGCCCCUGAGGUUGCAGAGUACUUGAAGUCGCGAGUGUCGCGGAUCUUGAAAACAAGGUUCAAUUCCUUUCCAGGUUCUCAACCGGUUAGCUUUGCAAGAGAACAUUUGACAACGCUAAAAAACAGAGACUAUCUAGUUUGUGAAAAAUCGGAUGGUUUGCGAUGUUUGCUUUUGGUAAUGAUCAAUGAGGACACUGGAGAGGAGGGGACGUUUCUUAUCAACAGAGAAAACCAGUAUUACAUAGUUCCUGGGUUCCAUUUCCCAAGGUCCAGCAAAAAUUUCGACAGCUCGCAUAAUGGUACUAUCGUUGAUGGUGAGCUUGUUUGGAGCAAAAAUCCAACCACUGGAAUCAGGGAGAUAAGAUAUCUCAUUUUUGAUUGCCUUGCUAUGGACAUGACCAGUGUUAUGCAUAAAAAUUUAUGGAAAAGACUGUACCACGCACAGCAUGAGUUUCACAAACCAUAUAUGGAUCUUCGUCGGGCCUUUCCAGACGCUUGUGCUCAAUUUCCAUUCAAGCUCGAUUUCAAGAACAUGACACAACCGUACAAAAUCCGCAAGAUAUUUCAGGAAAUGAAGAACUUGACGUAUGUUUCUGAUGGUUUGAUCUUGACUUGUUGUGACACUCCAUAUAUUCCAGGGACAGAUAGCAAUCUAUUGAAGUGGAAGCCAGCAGAAGAGAAUACAAUAGAUCUGAAGCUGAAGUUGGAAUUUCCGGUGUACGUUGACGAGUCCUUACCCAAGCACGAUCCUAACCGGGAAUAUUAUGACUACGAUGCGACCCCCACCAUCAAGCUGUAUGUCUGGAAGGGUAAAGAUGAGGCUGAAGACGAAUCCAUUGAAGAGAAUUUGCAACGAAACGACGGAGAAUAUGUGAACAGUUUCAGUGGGUACGAAGAGUGGGAUCAGUUAACGAUUACGAACGAGGAAUGGGAACAACUGAAAAAAUCAGGGGAGUCUUUCAAUGGACGAAUUGCCGAGGUCAGAAGAAACGAGAAAGGUGAGUGGAAACUCCUCCGUUUCAGAGACGACAAGAUUCAUGGAAAUUACAUCACUGUUGUGUCAAAGGUGUUAAAAUCCAUAGAGGAUUCUGUGAGCAAGGAGGAGCUCAUAGCUGCUGAGGAUGAAAUUAAGGCUAGAUGGAUGGAAAGAGAAAAGCUGAAACAACAGUAUGCUCAGCACGCUCAACAUACGCACUCGCAUCAGCCUCAUCAGAAGCCUCAACCCUCCCCUCCUGAGAAACGCAAAAUAGAAGCUCCUCCGAAACCUGAGGACGAUGAUGAAUAUUACGAAUCAGAUGGUUUUGAAGAGUUGCCAACGUAUACCAAAACAAACAGUCCAAAAUAUGGAGACAUGGGACUUCCCAGUAAAAGGAGGCAUGUAUAACUAGUUGUAUAUUAAUGCAUCUCUAUGUACAAUCUUUUUCAAAUGUAAGAAAAGACACAGUUUUUGUAAAGUUCCCGUGGAUUUCCAUUUCCCGAGAGUAAAUACUCCAUUUCGGAUAGUCUGGGCAAAACCUCGUGGAUAUCGUCUUCUCUUGAAAAUCCCCUCUUUUCAAUUUCAUGGGGAAUCACCUUACAUUCCAGCAUGUGCUCCACUAAAGCACGAACUUGUUCUUUGCUCAAUCUCUUCACGUGUAAGUGUUCUGGCUUGCCGUUCCUAACUAGCUGUUCAGUGAAUUUGCGAUCCCACUGAUCAAACGUGGCGUAGUAAUCUGGCUCCCUUAGUCCAAGCGCAACAGGGAUGGUGUCCGUAUCCUUGUGGUCAAACUUUGUUGCUGCAACGAUGGCUCCUUUGUGGAAUGUCUUGUCGCCGCCGAUGAACUCCACAAAAGUUUUCGACAAUUGAAAUUUCUGGAAGUAGAUUGGAUUGUUGUGCUUGUCUCUAUACCUAGUGUUAGCAUAGUGACAAAGGGCACUGAAGUUGUCAAUCGUUAAAAACACAGGAAUGCUUUCCUGAGCGGCAAGUUCGUCCAUCAAAAAUUGAAAGAGAUUAGCACGAUUCACUGCAGGGUUGUACAAAAGUUUUCCCAACACUUCACGCAGAGUAUUCUUCUCUGAAAAGGCAAUAGGCUUUUGAUUCCUGGCCAUGUCAAAUGUAGGAGAAUAUGGUUUAGAAAGAUUCAUCUUGUCGAAAACGUUUUUGUUCAAAGAAAACCACUUCUUGAGCAAAUCCCUGGUGGCCAUUGGCUGUUCAUAUAAUCCUGUUGCACUGUUGUACUUGAAAUCAUUGGAACCGUCGACAAGAGCAUCCAUAUUUGAAAUAUGAAGGAUGACACUGUCCUGUUCCAGUGCUAGAGCAUGGAACUGUGUGAGCAUCGUCGACUUACCAACCCCCAAGUCUCCAGUUAUAAUCAGUCUGUUUUCCUUCGAGGAAGACGACAAGCUCUUGGUGACAAACUCGUGAAUCUGACUGGUCUCAACUUUGCGCGAUAAAGUGAUCGGCCGGGAGUACAGUUCGUUAAAUUGAUUUGGUUUGAAUGCACCAAGGAUAUGUAAUUUCUGAUAGCUUGUUUUCUUGAACUUAACAACUUCAUCAAGAUGCAAAUUUUCAGCAGAGAACACUGGUAACUUCUCGUGAACUUCCUGAUCAGUGGCGCUCCUUUUGUAAUUCUCAGAAACUAGAAGUUUGUUGAAUCUUUUAUCCUUGCCGGAACCUUUUCUGUUUUUGGACGGAUCGUACUUCGUUUUUCUGCUAAACGACUUAGAUUUGUAAACCGCAAACUGGAGCGUGGAGCUCGAAAAGGUACGCCUUUGGGAAAGGUGAGUAAGCCCUAAAGGUCGAAAC
Ogataea polymorpha is the source of this 2829-nucleotide messenger RNA. RefSeq lists its product as uncharacterized. Gene Ontology annotation, biological process: 7-methylguanosine mRNA capping. The coding region runs from base 1 to 1428 and encodes 475 amino acids. The transcript has a single exon. Gene Ontology annotation, molecular function: mRNA guanylyltransferase activity; ATP binding. The record is from RefSeq and is a predicted model, not a curated record. Lineage: Eukaryota; Fungi; Ascomycota; Pichiomycetes; Pichiales; Pichiaceae. Gene Ontology annotation, cellular component: mRNA capping enzyme complex.